UUUAAAAUCGUUAAUUUGUUAAUGGCAUGGCAUGGAUAUAUUUGCAAAAAUAAAGAUUAAAAAAAUAGAGUAAGAAAGCAAGUUUUACGAAAAUAUAUAUGUAAAUAUCAAUUUGGGAAGGGUGUUCAUGCAAAAUUUGGUAUUUAGGAAAAUAUUCAUGCAGAAAAACCCUUGACAUUUACUGAAUUAAUCGUCUGGGAAAAUUAUCAAAAUCCCUGAGCGAAUCUCGAAUUAUAUUUGUGUUACUGAAACCAGCAGUCCGAUGUACAUUGCUGUUCCUCGUGCUACGCCGGAGAAUUAGCCCUUAGCGCGUUUACUUCGCCAUGACCGAGUCUCUUCUCCUCUCCUCCUCUCCCUCCACCGCCGCCUCUCGCAGCCUCUGGCCAUCCUCAUCACCCUGCUGCCCCUCUCCUCGAUCUGUCCUCCUCCGCCUCCCCCGCCGUCGCCACCUCGAAACCACAAGCCGCCCUCUUUCCUCCGCCUCGAUCGCAGGCAGUUCGAGAUCUCCGACUUCCAGGCUUAGCACGCCUAUCUUCGUCUCGGCGGCGGCCGCCGCCUGGAGCGGGGUGGAGGAGGUCCCGCCGCCGGAGGACCGCCUUGAUGACGGCGGCGAUGGCCCUAGCUUGAUCGAGCUCGUGCCCAUCCUCUCCGAGGCGCAGUUCGAUCGGGUCAUCGCCGAGGCGCAGCAGCUCGAGGAGUCGGUGAUCGUGCUCUGGAUGGCAAACUGGUGCAGAAAAUGUAUAUAUUUGAAACCCAAAUUGGAAAAAAUGGCAGCGGAUUACUUUCCAAGAAUUAGGUUCUACUGUGUAGAUGUCAAUGCAGUUCCUCAAAGGCUUGUGACUCGGGCAGAAAUUGCUAAGAUGCCAACAAUACAGUUAUGGAAAGACUCUAAAAAACAAGCUGAGGUAAUUGGUGGACACAAAGCAUGGUUGGUAGUUGAUGAUGUUCGGAGGAUGAUUGAGAAUGAGGAUUAAUCUGGUGCACCUUUUUCCCUUAUAAUAUUACAUCAUUUACUUUCACUAUGUUUUACAGUUGUUUGGAUAAGCCAAAUGUAAAUCUUGUGGAUCAAACUAAAUCAAAAUUGCACUUCAGUGCAAUCAAACUCUUUUUAUGCAAUGAAGUCGACUCAGAUUUGAUAUCUGUUCCGCAAA
Messenger RNA from Phoenix dactylifera (date palm), 1151 nucleotides. RefSeq names its product WCRKC thioredoxin 2 (gene WCRKC2). The record is from RefSeq and is a predicted model, not a curated record. Lineage: Eukaryota; Viridiplantae; Streptophyta; Magnoliopsida; Arecales; Arecaceae. Gene Ontology annotation, cellular component: chloroplast stroma.